AUGGAUUACUAUGCUGAUCAUUGUGCACAGCACAGUACGGCAAGAAAUGGCUUGUUUUCCCAGUUAUUGAAUCCAUCAGGAGAGCUGUGUGACAGUACAGAGUCUGACCAAGUGCUGGGAGAUUUAACCACUAAAGUUCCCAGUUACUACUCAGGACCACGACUUUCUUUUCCUCUUACAGCUUUUGAUGCCACUGUAUUGCUUAAAGCAUUCAAGCAGCGGAAACAGCUUCACAGCUUGUACGUGCUUCAGCUCCUGCAAGAGACCAAGAAAAUUGUGAAAAAAAUGCCAAACAUCAUCCACCUUUCAACCCAUUACUCCAAGGAUAUAACAGUUUGUGGAGACUUACAUGGGAAGCUAGAUGACCUGCUGCUAAUAUUCUACAAGAAUGGCCUUCCUAUGCCAGAGAAACCUUACGUGUUUAAUGGGGACUUUGUUGACAGAGGGGAAAAUUCCAUGGAGGUUAUAAUUAUCCUCUUUGCAUUUCUUCUGAUCUUUCCAAACGAUGUCCAUUUAAACAGAGGAAAUCACGAGGAUUAUGUUAUGAAUAUAAGGUAUGGUUUUCAAAAAGAAGUUUUGCGGAAGUACAAGACACAAGGGAAAAGAAUACUUCAACUUGUCCAAGAUGUGUUCAGAUGGCUGCCAUUAGCAACAGUUAUUGACUCUAAGGUGCUAGUGAUCCAUGGUGGGAUCUCAGACACAACAGACCUGGAUUUCCUGGCUUCAAUAGAAAGACAAAGGUUUAAAUCCCUACUCAGGGUACAGAGAAGUCUGGAAAAGUGUGAAGAAACAUACCAGAAGAAACACUGUUUGGAGCAAUAUCCUUCAAAGAAGCUAGAUCAUGAUGGCAGGGUCUGUGAAACACUGCUGAAUGACCAAGGCAACAAAAGGCUUGACUCAUCACCAUCUUCAUCAUCUCCCUCAAUGUCAACUUGUACUAAGCAUUAUGAAGACCAAUGCCACUUGAGUAAAUGUGCCAUGUCCCCGAGCAAUUCAAACUACCAACAAGAUCAGAUGUUGGAUUGUAACAAACACGAGAUGACUGAGUACAAUGUGUACAAUGCCACCAAAAUCUUACACAUGUCCUACAUGAACUGUGCAAUGGAAUUUCCUGAAGUACCACCAAGAGAAGAACUGGAGUGGAAGCAGAUUGCAGAUGUUCUUUGGAGUGACCCUCGAAACCAAGCUGGCUGUGUGCCCAACACCAUCCGAGGAGGAGGCUGUUACUUUGGUGAAGAUGUCACAGAUAGGGUGCUGAAAAAGUAUAACUUGAAACUAAUUAUAAGAUCACAUGAAUGUAAACAGGACGGCUAUGAAGUGUGCCACAAUGGAAAGGUUAUCACUAUAUUUUCUGCUUCUAAUUACUAUGAAGAGGGCAGCAAUCAAGGAGCUUAUAUCAAACUUGGUCCUGAUUUGAUUCCUCACUUUGUCAAAUAUCGUGUUAGUAAAUCAACAAGGAAGCUGACUCUUAAGGAAAGAGUGAGUGUGAUUGAAGAAUCUGCCCUGAAAGCUCUGCGUGAAAAGCUGUUUGCCCACAAAUCUGGAGUUAUUGCCGCCUUCAGAAAGUAUGACCCGGACUAUACAGGGAAGAUUUCACUCGGUCAGUGGGCCUUGGCUGUGGAUUCUGUACUCCAUCUGAACCUGCCUUGGAGGACCAUACGGCCUCGGCUGGUACGGACCAGUGCUGACGGCACUGUGGAUUACCUCUCAACCUUUGAGUGUUUUCAGACUGAGCACCCCAUGAAAGAGGUUCAACCAAUCCUGAUUGAAGCCAUGUACAGGCAUCGUGCAGACCUGGAAAUCAUUUUUGGAAUAAUUGAUAAGGAUCAUUCAGGAUUAAUCUCCAUGGAGGAAUUCCGCCAGACCUGGAAACUUUUCAGUUCCCACCUGCACAUCCAUCUGGAUGACCAGUCUGUAGAUGACCUGGCCCGGAGCAUUGAUAUCAACAAGGAUGGCAGCAUAGACUUCAAUGAAUUUCUGGAAGCUUUCCGCCUGGUGCAGAAGGAUAACAAGUAAAACUCUAAAUACUGAGGAAGAACAUUGAUCUUGUUGGAUUAGACUGUAUGAUUGUUACUAUCUUUUGUAGUUGAACAAUCUGUACCUGCUGGUAUUUUAUAUAACUACCUGUAUACAUGUAACUGUUAGUAUGUUUCCUGGUGGUCACAGUAUGUUUAUGCAAUUG
Molecule: messenger RNA, 2182 nt
Organism: Mobula hypostoma (lesser devil ray)
Lineage: Eukaryota; Metazoa; Chordata; Chondrichthyes; Myliobatiformes; Myliobatidae
Gene: ppef1
Product: protein phosphatase, EF-hand calcium binding domain 1
Exons: 14
Coding region: 1-2016 (671 amino acids)
Biological process (GO): detection of stimulus involved in sensory perception
Molecular function (GO): phosphoprotein phosphatase activity; calcium ion binding; iron ion binding
Source: RefSeq, a predicted model, not a curated record